AUGCGGGAACAGGGCUCUCUCUCCCGCUCUGCCAUGUCCUCGUCGGGAAAAGCCGCCGCUUCCUCCUCCUGCCUCUCCUCCCAGUGCUUCGACCUCCUGACCAGGUCCUGUGUCAAGUGCUCCGACUUGUUCAAGGACAACACAACAGAGCCCGCCCGUGCGGCACCCACAUCUACCCUGGCCCCCACCCUCCCCUCGGUGGACCUGCCCAGCACCCUCCUGAUCUUUGGGAUCCCGUCGGUGGUGGGGCUCAUCCUGGCCCUGGCUGCUCUCUGGGGCUUCCUGGCCUGCAAGGUGGGCAAACAGAGGAGGAAGAGGAAGGCGGCAGAUGUUGAGGCUGAAGCAAAUGUGGAUGCUGCUGGCUCCCUGCCCAGCCUGGCCUUCCCGGACCCUGCUGUGCUGGAGGGAGAUGCCUCCCUGGCCCCAUGUCCAAAUCUCAACGGAGGCCUGAAGAUACCAGGGCUGCACAGGAAAGCUGGGGCAAAGCGGAGGCCGUGCUGCCAGGGCGAUGCUGAUGGCGACAUCGUCCUGCUCUCCACCGUCUACCCCCGACGUGAAGAGUGCAACCAUGGCUUCCCGCUGCCCGCCACCGAGCUGGGAGCCACAGCCCUGGUCACCACCAAAACCACCCAGAACUGCGCCAGCGAGGAGAGAGGUUGA
Eurypyga helias (sunbittern) is the source of this 660-nucleotide messenger RNA. It is a transcript of the gene TNFRSF13C, whose product is annotated as tumor necrosis factor receptor superfamily, member 13C. The coding region runs from base 1 to 660 and encodes 219 amino acids. Lineage: Eukaryota; Metazoa; Chordata; Aves; Eurypygiformes; Eurypygidae. The record is from RefSeq and is a predicted model, not a curated record. Gene Ontology annotation, molecular function: signaling receptor activity. The transcript is spliced from 3 exons. Gene Ontology annotation, cellular component: external side of plasma membrane. Gene Ontology annotation, biological process: B cell costimulation; positive regulation of B cell proliferation; tumor necrosis factor-mediated signaling pathway.